AUGAGUCAGUGUUUAGUCUCAGUGCUUCAGAACAGCGAAGAGAUCUACACCUGCAACUUGCCGAUUUGUCACCAGUCGCGGCGCGAACGCCUGGCGCUCGAGGAGGAGGUGCGCAUUCGCGACCUGCCAGAUCUCACGGAGCUUACGUUACCGAGGAAGCCCAAGAAGAUCAAGGAGAGUUCCACUGAACCCCACUUGAAGCAACUUCCCUGGCUCGGUGCUGAGCUGUCAGCGACGCCCACUGAGCUGCCGAUGCUGGUGCACUGGGCGGACGGCCGCAGCUACCGCGGGGGGUGGCACCCGAACGGGUGGCCGGAAGGCCAUGGAGAACUUCAGGUGCCCGGCCCUGAAGGCGGCCAUUGGCGAGGGAAUUGGGAUGGACAGUUGCAUGGCGAAGGCGAGUUCAUGUCCAACUCGGGCGCCCGCUAUGUGGGUCAGUGGUUCGAAGGCCAGAAACAUGGACAAGGCACUGAGACCUGGCCCAAUGGCAUGAGCUUCCGUGGCCAAUUUCACCACGGUGCACGGUCCACGGGCACCUUGCGCAUGCCUAGCGGAGCUGUACGGCGGAUCGUCUUCCGCCUGGUUCGCUUGGGCCACUUCGAGGAGGCCUUUUCGGGAGGCAUUGUCUGGCUCACACUCCGGGACUGGGACGACCUCUGGAAGAAAUCGGGGAUGCCAAUGCCAGACAGGCGCAUCCAGUUUGCUUCAGCGGUGGGGGUGUGCGACAGAACGGGCACUCCUUAUUCCAACGAUGGUUCCCCCAGCGUUUGGGAGCGCUUCUUUACGACCAGUCGGCCCAAAGGCGACUGGACGGGGCCCGACUACGGCAGCAAUCCCUGCGGACUCCCCCGGCGCAGCCGGCCCAGCGAUGCGGAGCAGCUGCGAGGCAGCGAGAGCGUCCGCCGCGCGCUCUCGGAGAGUCCGGCGCCGCUGAGCUGCCGGGAGAGCGCGCUGGAGUCAGCACGGAGGCGCUCGAAAACACCUUUAGCCGGCUAUGGCGAACGCAGCCCACCUUGCAGUGCUCGAGGUGAACCCAUCGAAGCCGGCGACCUGCCGCGACGGCGCCUCUCCGACUUGGCCACCGCCAUGCAAAGCGGCUCUGGCGUGCGUGAAGCUCUAAGCCCCCCAGCUCCGGUGCGACGGCUCUUUAGCCGAGGCGCCCCAACACGCCGCAGUCGCACUGCUGACCCGGUGCUCUUCGACACCGUGCUGUCCGGGUAUGGGGAACGUUCAGUGGCACCAAGACGACAGCUACAGGUCCACGAUGAGGGCGUCCAGAUCCGCGACCAGGGUCGCGCCAGUGGGGGAAUCCCUUGGCGGCGGCUGCCCAUCUACGAUCACAACGGCUCGCUGGUGAAAACGGGCGUGGCCGGCAGUAGCUUCGAAACGGAGAACCCGUUGCGCUCGGUGACGCCCUACUCGGUACGCCUGCGCAGCGGUGAUCACAUCAAGGAGUUGAUCUCCCCAGAGAAGCCCUCCGAUCGGUCCUCGGCGCUGACGCCCGCCACGCCGUCGCCGGCCGCGCGAGAGAGCACGCCAUCUGCUGGAGGUCGCCUCACCGGGCGAGCGAUGCAGGUGGCGCUGGUGCGGGCGCAGCGCUGCAACGAUCAGCAGCUGGAGACCGAGAGGUCGCGGUGCUUGGCGAAGUUCGAAAGGCUCUGCACGCCCACGCGGAGUGCGGCACCGGAUGAGGCGGCCUGGGGCCGCGACAAGCGCGAAGCACAUGAGACAUUCCGACCCCGCCGCCGCGUCGCCGCGCAGCACACGCAGCCCUUCGCCACCGACGACACGACGCCACCAGCGGCGCCCGCGCGGCGCGUGGUGCCGCCACAAGCGCUGCCUUCAGCGCUGUUCUUAUCGGAUGGACCGGAACCGUUGCGCUUCUCCGAGCGGCAUUUGGCCGCACGGCGCACCUGGCAGCUGGAGAUGGAGAUGGCGAAGAUCGCCUUCACCGCUGGCCGUGUGGCUGCGAGCAUGAUGUCCACUUCAGACGCCGCCACCCCUCGCGCGCGCUCUACCGGUGCCUUGACACCCACCGUGACGCCCGGCAAAGCGCACACGCUGCCUACGCGCACGGCGUCCCGGCCUGCGCGGGCCACUGGCCAGGCGGAACCGGCAGCUUCUUCUAUCAUGAUCCAGCCUCCGACGAUUGUGGUGACACCGGUCGAGGAACCCACGGUCUCGACGAUAGCUCCAAAGACACCUCCUCGUGUUCUGGAGGAGAAGACCUCACCGCAAUACACGCCACCAGCGGCUGCGCCGGCGCCGCCUGCGGAGCAAGUGAUUGAGAUGAUUGACCACGUGAUGUCGAAGGAGCUCCCGGUGUUCAGCAAGGUGCUACCAGAGCCAGACUUGGUGGAACGAGCACCCAAGGCCGCGCCCGAGCCGGAGCCGGAGCUCUCGGCAUCGCCCAGCGCGGCGCCAUACCCACGGCUGUUGAGUUCGGCCAAAGAGCGCUCGACCUCGACGCCCACGAAGCAAACGCAGGCCAAACCUGUGCGACAGGCCAAGCAAGGCCUUGCCAAGGGCCGAGACCUCCUUGAGGGACGGCGAGCCCUUGGGUGUUAG
Durusdinium trenchii is the source of this 2568-nucleotide messenger RNA. NCBI's taxonomy places the organism in Eukaryota, Dinophyceae, Suessiales, Symbiodiniaceae. The record is from the annotation of a GenBank genome assembly.